Messenger RNA from Spodoptera frugiperda (fall armyworm), 2878 nucleotides. RefSeq names its product cytochrome P450 4V2-like. NCBI's taxonomy places the organism in Eukaryota, Metazoa, Arthropoda, Insecta, Lepidoptera, Noctuidae. Gene Ontology annotation, molecular function: iron ion binding; monooxygenase activity; oxidoreductase activity, acting on paired donors, with incorporation or reduction of molecular oxygen. The record is from RefSeq and is a predicted model, not a curated record. The transcript has 19 exons. The annotation marks the transcript as partial.
UAUGAUUUCGCAGAACUAUGGGACGGUAUCAACGACCUAGCGCGUCAGAGCUACGACAUUGGCGGGGUGGUGUCGGCCAGCAUUGGACCGCGCACUGUCUACAUUGUAACGGACCCAGACGACAGUUUCACUAUAGCGAACACGUGCCUGGAGAAGGACGGGUUCUACGACUUCGCCAAACCGUGGCUAGGCGAGGGUCUAGUCACUGGGAAAUAUUCAAUAUGGAAGAAUCAUCGCAAAUUCUUGAACCCGGCGUUCAGCCAGAUAUUGCUGGACACAUUCAUGGGAGUCUUCAACAGCCAGUCCAGGAAGCUGGUGAAGGAACUGGAGAAGGAGGCUGGCAAGGGUCUCUUUGACCACUGGACCUAUACGCGACAUAAUGCCUUGGAGACCAUUUGCUUGACAGCACUAGGAGUGGACUUCACAGACUCCAACCUGAACAGCCAGUACGUGGAGGCGACGGAGGUGAUCCUGAACACCAUGGUGGAGCGGUUCAUGAAGUUCUGGUGGCACAGCCCCUACACCUUCGCCUGGAGCAACGUGAAGAAGAAGCAGGACGCCUGCCUGAAGAUAUUGCACAACAUGUCCAAUGUGGUCCUGCAAAAAAGAAAAUCUGAGUUCAAUGGAAACGUUUGUGCUGAGAGAAGUAUAAUACCAGGAACCAAGUUCAAAGCCUUCAUGGACCUCCUGUUAGAGCUGUCAGUCGAGAAGGGAGUAUUCAACGACAGAGAGAUCCGAGAGCACGUAGACACAAUGAUCGUAGGCGGCCAUGACACCUCCGCCAACGUGCUCAUGUUCACCAUGAUACUGCUUGGGUCACACCCUGAGGUUCAGGAAAAGGCUUAUGCUGAAGUACAAGAAGUUCUCGGAGGCGACAGAGACGUGGAGAAGACAGAUCUGUCCCAGCUGGUGUACCUGGAGGCUGUGCUGAAGGAGAGCAUGAGAGUGUUCACCAUCGUACCGGUGCUCGCCAGGAAACUCGACAGGGACGUUAAGCUGAAAAACUACACUCUCUCUGCCGGGCGCACGUGCUUCCUAUUCGUGUUUGGACUGCACAAGCACCCAAUCUGGGGCCCAGACGUGAACGAGUUUAUACCAGAACGCUGGCUGGAGCCAGGGAGACUGCCUGACAACCCUAAUGCGUUCGCUGCCUUCAGCGUUGGGAGACGACAGUGUAUCGGUAAGGCGUAUGCCCUGAUGUCAAUGAAGACGACCCUCGCUCACCUGAUCCGCCGCUAUAAGAUCAAGGCAGACCACACGAAGGUGAGGCUCAAACUGGACGUCAUGUUGAAGCCGGACUCUGGUCACUGUGUCAGCAUCGAGAGGAGAACAAACUCUGUACUUAAUUUCGUAUCGACAAUGAUAGUGACUGUAUUAAUUUCGUUAGUAUGUAUAUGUUUGGCGUAUGUGCUCCUGUGUCGCUGGUACUUCCCAGUGAAUGAGCAAGUAGUGACAUUUCCAGGGAAAUGGCCGCUCAUUGGACAUGCUCACAAAUUCAUUUCUUCCGUAGAAACUUUUCGAAAUAUGAUAGCGUUUGGGGAGUAUUCGGUGAAGAUUGGAGACAUCAUAAAGUUCUACAUCGGACCGCAGCCUGGAUACGUUGUGACAGAUCCUGAAGACGUCGCUACAGUCCUCAACAAAUGUUUGGACAAACUGUUUGUGUACAAAUUUGUAAAACCAAUGGUAGGCGACAGAUUGAUUAUUGCUGAAGUGCCCGUAUGGAAGCGAAGUCGAAAAGUACUAGACCUUUGCUUCAAGCAGCACAUAUUGGACGACUACCUCCAACUGUUCAAUGAACGAGCUGAGCGAUUCGUGGAGACGAUUGCCGAAGAUGUCGGUCAAGGUGAAGUGGACCUUAUCCAGAAAAUCACAAGGAGUGUUUUAGAAACGUCAUGCCUGACAACUUUGGGAGUGAAUCUUGAUGGAAAAGAUGAACUGAACGAUAACUACGCCAAGGCACUCAAUGAGUGCUUCCAUAUUCUCUCUGACAGGAUCUACAAACCUUGGUUCAUGAUCGAUGCAAUCUUCAACUUGUCCAACGACAAAAGGAGGUUAGACAAGUCUCUCGAAGUCGUGGCAAGUUAUACGAAGGAAAUAGUGCAGCUUAGAAAGAAGGAAUAUUUACAGCCAGUGCAAGAGAAAGAGGGCUUUAGUUACAAAGGUGGUAAACAUCUGAGUGUCCUAGAUGUAAUUUUAGGAAACUCUGUGUCGGAGACCGACGCACUGUUCACUGAUCUCGAGCUCAGGAACAUUAUGGACACGGUGCUGGUGGGAGCCUUCGACACCACUAUCCACCAGAUGCUCUACGUCCUGGUCUGCAUCGGCAGCAGCUCGGACGUCCAGGACAAGAUUAUCCAGGAGAUGAACAAGGUUUUGGGUAAAGACGGACAGCUUGAAAAAGAGAAUUUAUCCCAAAUGGUAUAUUUGGAUGCAGUUGUUAAAGAAGUUACCAGAUUGUAUCCUAUCGUGCCCGUGAUAGGUCGAGAUGUAAAAGCACCCACAAAGUUACGUAAUGUGACGAUACCUGCGGGCGGUUCUAUCGUAGUACAUGUAUGGAGUACAAAUAGAAACACAAGAUAUUGGGGACCUGAUGCUGAGGAGUUUAGGCCAGAAAGAUGGUUGGACUCCACAACUGUGCCGAGCCAUCAAGCUGCCUAUGCUACGUUUGGGCCUGGGAAAAGGGGAUGUGUUGGUAAAACCUACGCGUUAAUGUAUUUGAAGGCAACAGUUGUAGCAGUACUGCGCAAGUACAGGCUCACUGCUGACCACACGAACAUGAAAUUGGAAUGCAAAGUAAUGCUCAAACCUGCGUCAGGACAUUUGGUUAGAAUUGAAAAAAGAAAUGAAGAUGUGCUCAUAAACUGAUUCUGUUAUUUAA